AUGAAUUCGGCGGAACAGACAGUGACAUGGUUGAUCACGCUCGGGGUACUGGAGUCGCCGAAGAAGACCAUCUCGGAUCCCGAAGCAUUUCUGCAGACCUCGCUCAGAGAUGGGGUGGUGUUAUGUCGACUGCUGGAGCGGCUUAGCCCGGGUUCUACGGAAAAAAUCUAUCAAGAGCCGAAGAACGACGCCGAGUGCCUGACCAACAUCAAGGAGUUCCUCAAGGGCUGCACGUCGUUUCGCGUCGAGCCAUUUGAGGCCAGUGAUCUGCUGCUGGGACUGAACUUCACAAAGGUGCUGAGCAGUCUGGUUACCCUCAACAAAGUUACUGCGGACAUCGGCGUGGGUAGUGACUCGGUGUGCGCACGCCACUCCUCGGCUCACCGGAUCAAGUCUUUUGAGUCUCUGUCAUCGCAAACCUCCCUGGGCCGUUCUUCCAAGCUGCUGCAGAACCAGUUCAGGAGUCUGGACAUGUCGGAGAACAGCGGGCAGCAGGUGCUGGUGAAGGCGCGCUUCAACUUCGAGCAGACCAACGAAGACGAGCUCACCUUCAACAAGGGCGACAUCAUCGGGGUGACCCGCCAGGAGGAUGGCGGCUGGUGGGAGGGUAUGCUGAACGGCAGGACGGGCUGGUUCCCUAGCAACUAUGUGCGCGAGCUCAAAGGAUGCGACAAACAAGUUUCCCCUAAGUCUGGGACCCUGAAGAGCCCCCCGAAAGGCUUCGACACGACGGCCAUCAGCAAGACCUACUACAACCUGGUUUUACAGAACAUUCUAGAAACAGAAACAGAGUAUUCUAAAGACCUCCAGGUCUUGCUGACCAACUACCUGCGCUCGCUCCAGAGUACAGACAAAAUGAGCAGUUUAGAUGUUGCUCUGAUUUUGGGGAACCUGGAGGAGAUCAGCACUUUCCAGCAGAUGCUCGUACAAUCGCUGGAGGAGUGCACCAAGUUGCCGGAACACCAGCAGAGGGUAGGCGGGUUCUUCCUCAACCUCAUGCCCCAGAUGAAGGCUCUGUACACAGGGUACUGCUCUAACCACCCCUCUGCAGUCAAUGUCCUCACACAGCACAGUGAAGCUCUGGGAGAGUUCAUGGAGGGCAGGGGAGCCGUGAGCCCCGGCAUCCUCACCCUUACCACAGGCCUCAGCAAGCCCUUCAUGAGGCUGGACAGGUACCCCAACCUGCUGAAGGAGCUGGAGAGGCACAUGGAGGAAAGCCACCCUGACAGACCGGACAUCCAGAAGUGCAUGGCAACAUUUAAGAACCUCUCUGCCCAGUGCCAGGAGGUGAGGAAGCGUAAGGAGCUGGAGCUGCAGAUCCUGACGGAGGCCAUCCGCCUGUGGGAGGGGGACGACAUCCGGACCCUGGGCUCGGUGCUCUACAUGAGCCAGGCCAUGGUCCACAGUCCUGGGGCCGAAGAGAAGUGCGAGCGCUACCUCAUGCUCUUCCCCCACGUGCUCCUGCUGCUGUCCGCCAGCCCCAGGAUGAGCGGCUUCAUAUUCCAGGGUAAACUCCCGUUGACCGGCAUGACAAUGACCAAACUGGAAGACUGUGAAGCCCAUAAGAAUGCCUUUGAGCUCAGCGGCACCAUGUUCGAGCGCAUCCAGGUGGUGUGCAACAACCAGCAGGACCUCCAGGACUGGGUGGGGCACCUGACCCGCCAGACCAAGCACACCGCGGCCACCGGGCCCAGCCACAAACCCCUCAACAUGCCCUGUCACACGCUCCCGUCUCACCCACUGACCCCCUCCCGGCAUGCCGAGGGGCGGGCCAUGACGGUGGCCCCAGCCUACCACACCCUUCCACACCCCUCCUCUCACGGGACCUCUCACAGCACCCUGAUGUGGGGCCCCCUGGAGCCUCCAAACACCCCCAAGCCCUGGAGCCUGAGCUGCCUGCGGCCUGCCCCCCCGCUGAGGCCCUCGGCGGCCCUCUGCUACAAGGAGGACCUCAGUAAGAGUCCAAAGAGUGUGAAGAAGCUCCUUCCAAAGCGUAAGCCUGAGAGGAAGCAGUCUGAAGAGGAGUUUGCCGUGAGGAAAAGUACAGCAGCACUGGAGGAGGAUGCUCAGAUUCUCAAGGUCAUCGAGGCGUACUGCACUAGUGCCAAGACCAGACAGACUCUCAACUCCACCUGGCAGGGCACCGACCUGAUGCACAACCACGUGCUCGGCGACCCCGGCCGCGCCUGCGCCGAGUCGUCGCCGCUCGGUCGCCGCGCCAGCGUGUCGCGGCCGGACGUGACCUCCGACCUCUCGGAGGACUCCGACUACGACUCCGUCUGGACUACGCACAGUUACAGGAUGGGCUCGGUGUCGCGUAAGAGCUGCAUCUCUCACCAGAACUAAGGCUCCCCACCUCCACCCUCCACCACCCCCACGACCCCCCACCCACCCCCCCACCGCAACCCCCGCCUGCCUGCACCGCGGCGCUGGCUUCGACCCCGGUGACCUCUUGACCUCGUCGUACUGAGAGAGAUAGCUUAUAGGAGGAGCACUGCUGGGGUCCUCGUCGUCGUUUCGCUGUUGUUGUCGUCGUCGUUGUUGUUGUUGUUUUUGAUUUUUUCUUAUUUAUGUAAUUUAUUUUCCAUUAUGUACUUGUUAAUCAUUUGUAACUUAUUAUGUUUUUAUUUAUCGUAGAGCGUUUACAUUUUGACAAGUGUCUCCCCGUUGCCUUGACCAAUUUUCCUUUUUUUAAUGACGUGCCUCCUCUCUUUCCGUGAUUCUGUAUGUGGUGUGCAUACAGAAUGUCUGUUGGUUUAUUUAUGUUGACUGUGCCCACUCUCCACCGUUUGACCUGAGAUACGUAGGCUCUCUCCUCCGCCAGGGAGCAGAGAUGAUGGGGCGGGGGGGGGGGAUAGAUGGGGACCAAGCCUUUCCUGUCUGAUAUUCAGAUGUGAUUCAGAAUGGAGUGUUGCUACAAUACACGUGUACUUCUUUUCUCCACUAUGCCCCUUUUAAGGAGUCUGUCUCCUCGAUAUAUAGCACAGGUACAUGCAUAAACACUCUAUCUCUCCAUCUCUCGUGCCAACGGGCACGCACACAGUAUACUCUCAUGCCUCUGCUGCCAAACAUACAGCAGCGUGCACAUGUAAUAUAUAUCUUUUUUAAUUAUUAUCAUUAUUAUUAUUUAUAUUUUUUUCCUUAUUUUAUUGUCCAUGACCAAAGCAUGUUUGUGUUGAGUUUACGACUAUCUGAAGAGGGUUUAGUGUAAUGGGACUCACACAAGCUAUGUCAAAGGAGAUGUUGCAGGAAGACCUAUACACCUUCCAUACUGUAAGCUAUAGCUCCGCAGCCAGAGAAUGAACAUAAGAGAUGACUUUUAGAGUACAUUUUAUUGUAUUGUGUGUCCUGAAUUUACUUUUAAAGCCCACUCAUUAAGAACCCCUGUCAGGUUUUUGCCCCAAGGGGACUUUCAGUUCAUGCAACAAAAAGAUCAAAACUGGAAUUUUUGCAGAUCGUCUGAAAUCUAUAGCCUGUUGAGAACAAAACGCACACAAAGGUACAGUCGGAGGUACUUCCAGAGAUGUACACUUGGCAGCCUAGUUGUAUAUGAUGGCACUGUCAACACUGAUAGCAGAGGGGGCACAGGCUGACCAUGAUGAACUCGAAUAAGUUAGUAUGCUUUAGGCCUAGAGCAGCCGUCCUUGUCAACAGUAACCAGCAUGCUGUAUACCCGCAUGCUAGACAAGGCCUUAGUUCAUCCCUCACACCGCGUCUCCUGUCCUUUCUCUAUCAGUGCUAUUUUUUAUGAAGAAAUAUUUUUCCAGUCAUGCUAUGAAUUCACCCGAGUUCUGUUUCUCACACACACACACACACACACACACACACACACACACACACACACACACACACACACACACACA
Messenger RNA from Gadus morhua (Atlantic cod), 3863 nucleotides. It is a transcript of the gene arhgef7a, whose product is annotated as Rho guanine nucleotide exchange factor (GEF) 7a. Gene Ontology annotation, molecular function: protein binding; guanyl-nucleotide exchange factor activity. The transcript is spliced from 19 exons. The record is from RefSeq and is a predicted model, not a curated record. Bases 1 to 2346 code for a protein of 781 amino acids. Lineage: Eukaryota; Metazoa; Chordata; Actinopteri; Gadiformes; Gadidae. Gene Ontology annotation, biological process: lamellipodium assembly. Gene Ontology annotation, cellular component: lamellipodium; cytoplasm.